Arxiozyma heterogenica is the source of this 1101-nucleotide messenger RNA. It is a transcript of the gene CAB1, whose product is annotated as pantothenate kinase. Gene Ontology annotation, biological process: coenzyme A biosynthetic process. The record is from RefSeq and is a predicted model, not a curated record. Bases 1 to 1101 code for a protein of 366 amino acids. Gene Ontology annotation, cellular component: cytosol; nucleus. Gene Ontology annotation, molecular function: pantothenate kinase activity; ATP binding. The transcript has a single exon. Lineage: Eukaryota; Fungi; Ascomycota; Saccharomycetes; Saccharomycetales; Saccharomycetaceae.
AUGACGAUGGCCACAGAAACUAGACAAGAAAUUGAUUAUAAAUGUGACUAUUCUCGAAGAGUUUUCACAAUUGCACUAGACAUAGGUGGAACUUUAGCAAAAAUUGUGUUCUCUCCAAUAGAUAGCAAUAAAUUAAUGUUUUAUUCGAUCGAGACGGAAAGGAUAGAUGUGUUCAUUAAAUUGUUACACAAUAUUAUAGAAGCAUGGAACCAGAGCAACUAUGAAACAACACAGAUCAUUGCCACUGGUGGUGGUGCAUUCAAAUUCUACGAUUUAUUAAACAAAGAAUUUCCGAUCCUUUAUAACAAGAUAGGUCAAGUGGAUGAAAUGGAAUGUUUGAUUAAAGGGCUUGAUUUUUUUAUACAUGAAGUGCAUUCUGAGGUGUUUACAUAUAAUGAUCAAGAUGGGAUACGAGAGAUUGAUCAAUUGGUUAAAAGUGAGUCCAAUGGUAUCUAUCCAUAUAUGUUAGUCAACAUUGGUUCAGGUGUGUCAAUUUUGAAAGUUGAUGAACCAAACGUUUUCACUAGAGUUGGAGGAUCAUCACUCGGAGGUGGCACUCUAUGGGGACUUCUAUCUUUAAUUACAGGUGCUAAAACAUACGACCAAAUGUUGACAUGGGCACAGAAUGGUGAUAACAAUAAUGUCGAUAUGUUGGUUGGCGAUAUAUACGGUGCUGAUUACAAUAAGAUUGGGUUGAAAUCAUCAUCAAUUGCCAGUUCUUUUGCUAAAGCAUUUCAAAAUAGGAAACCUGCGCUAGCUUCGUCAAAUAAAUUAAAGAAAGAUGAUAAUGAUAACCAACAAUUUACAUCUACUGAAAUAAUUCAAAACAGAAAUAAAUUUUUUAAGAAUGAAGAUAUUUGUAAAAGUUUGCUUUAUGCUAUAUCAAAUAAUAUUGGACAGAUUGCAUACUUACAAGCAAAGAUUCAUAAUGUGAAAACCAUAUAUUUUGGUGGAUCAUACAUUAGAGGACAUUUAACAACAAUGAAUACAUUAAGUUAUGCAAUCAACUUUUGGUCAGAAGGCUCAAAGAAAGCAUUCUUUUUGAAACAUGAAGGCUAUUUAGGAGCUAUGGGGGCUCUGUUAAAAGGCUUAGAAAAGUAA